AUGGAGCAGCAAAAAAGUUUCGAGGAUGCUGCUUUUGAAUUGUUUAGAAACCUUUGUCCCGAGAGGAAUUUCAAACGAGAUGAGAUACCAUAUCAGACAGUUAGAGAAAUGGUCGAAAAGUAUUUCAAUAACAUGGAUCCAGAAAAAAGACAACUUCUGGAGGCUCGUUUAAGAGGUGAAACUGAACAGGGACCAAGUGAAACUAAUUCAAAAGUGGAUAGCCGAGGACCAUCUCCGAGCAAACCAAAAUCGGUAUCGGAAUAUCGGAACCUUCUUGUUGCGGAUAGGCAUCAUUUGCUUCCUAAGUUGGAAGAUUUCAAUGAAGCUCAAAAAAUUCAUCUCAAAUAUCCGAAGAAUGUAAGGAAAUUUGUGCGGGCGCGCACAGAACGUAGGCUAGCUGCAGAAUCGAAUGAUUACGUCAAUAUAGUUUGUGAUGAAAAGAAACUGCCGGAAGUCUUCCUGCCUAUCUACGAUCAGAUUCUGCGGAAGCGAAGAAAUUCGUUGCAGUGUUAUCACAUGAUUAUCAAUACUUUACAUCACUAUUUUAUGCGUAUAACUUGGUCGGAUCUCGUGUGGGAUUUGGUUAACGAGUUUAUUGAAAAACAUAUUAUACUUACUUGUGAUGGUUUAACGACGAAAUAUGAUCGUGAAGAAAGAGCAGUAGAUAUCUUCGAGCGUCUUCGUGAGUAUGAAUUAAUGGUGCUUCUCGAACUUCAUUUGAUUAAAAAACAUCCAGAACUGAUCGAGGAAACUGAGGUUGUAAACAAGUUGGGUUUUCUGGUAUUUGUUGCUGACUCAGUCCAUAUGAAAAGUUUUCUUGAUGAAAUUGUUUGUGACCAAUUUGCUCAUAUAAUGCCCAAAGCAAUGGUUUAUAUUUACGAAGAAUUGUGUAUAAAGAUGCCACUUGAUCUGGAAGAUCGAACAGCUGAUACAGGUGCAGGUAGAAUACUUGAAGCUCGUGAAGUGGGGAGGAGAAGUAGUCGAAAAAUGGGUCCAGGAAGUGCAGCAAUGCUCGCAUUAGAGAGGAAAGCUGCUACAAAGAAAGCCGAAAAAGGAAGGAAACAUAAAAAAUGUAAAAGUGAUGAUUCAUCACCUGAAUCCGGAUCUGGAAAGCAGAAAAUGGGACUUCGUGCACGUGCGAAACAAGCAGAACGGAUCUCAAAACGAAUCGCUGCUCGCGAAAAAGGCAAAAGGGCUGGUUCGCGUUCACAUCAUUAAUUCUUUCUUUAUUUUUUGAUAUUUAACGUUGAAGAAAUAAUUCAGGUCAAAGUGCAGCUCAGGUAAGUGGC
Molecule: messenger RNA, 1289 nt
Organism: Loa loa (African eye worm)
Lineage: Eukaryota; Metazoa; Nematoda; Chromadorea; Rhabditida; Onchocercidae
Exons: 7
Coding region: 1-1218 (405 amino acids)
Source: RefSeq, a predicted model, not a curated record